CGCCAUCUUUACGCCAGUGCCACCGGUGGGUCUUCGGCUCAGCGGAGCGACUGUGCUGUUGCUGAUCCACCACCAGGAACUGCCGAGUAGCCCAGAAUCCUCCCUUUCCACCGGGACGCCACGAAAAUCCCCAGUACCCGAGCGCCAUGGCGGACAGAGAGAACUUAGUUUACCAGGCGAAGCUCGCCGAGCAGGCGGAGAGAUAUGACGAAAUGGUGGAGUCGAUGAAGAAGGUAGCCAGUAUGGACGUGGAGCUGACGGUGGAGGAGAGGAACCUUCUGUCUGUAGCCUACAAGAACGUGAUUGGAGCCAGAAGAGCCUCCUGGAGGAUAAUCAGCAGCCUUGAACAGAAAGAAGAAAACAAAGGCGGAGAAGACAAACUAAAGAUGAUCCGAGAAUACAGAAAAACGGUUGAGAAAGAGCUGAAAUCAAUCUGCAACGACAUUCUGGAUGUACUGGACAAGCACCUCAUCCUAGCUGCUACCACGGGAGAAUCUAAGGUUUUCUACUACAAAAUGAAGGGAGAUUACCACAGGUACCUGGCAGAGUUUGCCACAGGCAAUGACAGGAAGGAGGCAGCUGAGAACAGUUUGGUAGCGUACAAGGCCGCAAGUGACAUCGCCAUGAUCGAACUCCCUCCAACGCACCCCAUUCGUCUGGGACUGGCCCUUAACUUUUCAGUUUUCUAUUAUGAAAUCCUCAACUCGCCAGACCGUGCUUGCAGGUUGGCAAAAGAAGCAUUUGAUAAUGCCAUUGCAGAACUGGAUACGCUGAGCGAGGAAAGCUAUAAGGACUCAACACUUAUCAUGCAGUUGCUACGUGACAACUUGACACUAUGGACCUCAGACGUGCAGGGAGAUGAUUCUUAAGGACAGCCCUCCUUCUUCCCUCUUCUCCGUUAUAGAAGUGUGUUUUGUGAAGAGCAGAACAAAGAAGCACUGCAAGAUGCGGAGGAAGAGGCCCAGUGCGACUGAUCAACACAAGAUGAGCCCUCAUCCUCCUCUUCUUCCUCCUCCUCCUCUUAUUUCUCUCCUCCCUGCACUAGCUCCUGUCCCCAGCCACAGUUUUCAUCUGGGUUGAUACUGCAGCCUACACUUUUUCUCUGCCUUCCCCUCCAUUUCUACCAUCUGUCUCACCUUUUCUCCUCAUAUGCACAUCAUCUCCCGGUCCCCCCAGGGCCCAUUCGGGUCUUCAUCUCCACUACCCAGGGGUUCUACCUUGUUUUGAUGACUCCUUUUGCAAGCCUGUUCCCUUUAAAGGGGGCAGGUGGGUUUUCUUUGAAGUGAGGCUGUAUGAGGUACAUCAGCACUCCCAGUUUGGAGAAACAGGCAGGGAAUCUGAGCUAUGAACUGCUGUGGAUGGGGUCAGCAGCAAAAUGUGCCACCUAGUGGGGAAAAAAAACUCACUUAAAGUGUAUGUAAUAUUCAGAGUAUUUUCACUGCUUCACCUUGCAGUCCAUCCCGACAGGAAACUGAAGCUGUUAAAUCACUCUCUUGAAAGCCACCAAGCUCCUUUGACACCAACUGUAAUUUCACCACACAGAAAGGGGGAGUUGCUGGUUUAGUGCUGCGUGACUUUAGCGCUUUCACACGUUAGUUCAGAUUCUAACUUACAUGUUAAAACACCAAAGUAACACAGCACCAGACCAGCAACUGGCAUGUUCAACGAGGUCAAAGGAGUCUGGUGGCUCCAAAGAGAGCAAUUAAACAGUUAAAGGAAAACUGUUUUAAAGCGAUGAAAGUACUUUAAACAUAGCAAACUGAUUGUACUUUUGAGGUUGCUGAAAGACAUUUUGUUGCUGACUCCGUCCACGUCAGUACAUCGCUUAGCUUCCUGUGGUGCUGAUCGUCUACUGUAGGUAAUAAACACUAUGAACACGUACGUCAUGCUACACCACUUCAGAGAAACCCAACUAUCCCUGUAAAGUUCAUGUCCUCUUUUACUGCUUUUAUUUUGCUUUACGUUGCUGUAUCAUCUGUUGCCAAGUAUGUUUGCCUGUAUUGGUAACACACAUAUGCAAGACUUUAUUUAAAGACAGUACUCUGGUGUUCAUCUUUUUUUUUGUUUCCUGUAUAUGUGUGUUUUUGAACAAUAUGUUGUCCAUGCUUUUGUCACUUUUGAAACACUUCAGUUAUCAGAAAUUUAGCCACAAAGGAAGGCUUAAAAGGGAUGUGUUAAAGCUUUUAGGAAGAACUAAGUGCCCUCUUUACUUUGUGGUUACUAAACCUGCUCCUUCAACACAUCCGUGUGUGGGGGGUUUUUUGUUUGUUUUUUUAAAAUGGCAACAUCAGAAUGUCCCCCUUCUCCGAGCAUCACUGACCUCUAUUCUCGUCCACUCUCGGACCAAGUAUUGUGCUGCGAGGCUGUAGCGCUUUUGCUAAUGGCAGAUAGUUAGGUAAUGGCUUUUUAACAGACAAAAUGUGUGUGUGUGUGUGCGGGAGGGGAAUGCUCAACACUCUUUGAUUGUAAUGUAAUGCAGUUUUGCAUUGGCACUAUAUAAAAACAGUUUGGGAAAUAGAGGCCUGCUGUAUCUUUACUCCCCUGACUCUUUCAGGUUUCCUCGUCUCAACUCGUCUCUUUCCUCUCAUUUCCUCUCUUCCUUCUGUUCAGUAUGUGUAACGUGAAUCUGAUUUGUACUACUGGAUAUUCUCACCGGAGCCACAAGUACCAUCUGUAUUCUUACUGAAACACAGCAUGGAAUUAACAUUAAACUUCAAAUUGAAAACGUUAGAA
Messenger RNA from Amphiprion ocellaris (clown anemonefish), 2733 nucleotides. Its product is annotated as 14-3-3 protein epsilon. Bases 147 to 869 code for a protein of 240 amino acids. Gene Ontology annotation, cellular component: cytoplasm. Gene Ontology annotation, biological process: signal transduction. The record is from RefSeq and is a predicted model, not a curated record. NCBI's taxonomy places the organism in Eukaryota, Metazoa, Chordata, Actinopteri, Pomacentridae. The transcript has 7 exons.